Molecule: messenger RNA, 531 nt
Organism: Lycium ferocissimum
Lineage: Eukaryota; Viridiplantae; Streptophyta; Magnoliopsida; Solanales; Solanaceae
Exons: 1
Coding region: 1-531 (176 amino acids)
Source: RefSeq, a predicted model, not a curated record
AUGGAUAAGUUUCUCACAAAAUUCAAUUGUUCUCAACCAAGUUCUAGUACGGAUGCCAACAGUUCUCAACUUAUAAAUGAGCUCAAUUUAGGGUCGCUUGAAGCCGAUCCAGGAGAAAGGGUACCCAUUGCCGAAUAUAACCCUCGAAUUCGAGAUGAAGUGAGGAGACAUUAUAUUCAAACAGGGCCUUGUCAACCUUUGCUUAAAAAAUUUCCUUCAACUCAAAUAGGAAAUAGAGGUCGUCAAUUUGUUUCAAAUUGGUACAAAGGUCCACAUUCUAAAUGGAUGGAGUAUAGCAUGAAGACAGAUGCCGCAUAUUGCCUAUGUUGUUAUUUGUUCAAAAAUGAAUUUGUACAUGGAAGUGCGGCUGAGUUUUAUACAAAAAAUGGUUUUAGGAGUUGGAAUAGGGCUCUUGAAAGAUUUCCUUUGCAUGUUGGUGAGGUUAAUAGCGUCCAUGAUAAAUGUUUCAAGAAGAUGCUAGAUUUGUCAAAUCAUGAUCAAUCAAUUCAAGUUGUUCUUGAAAAGCAUUAG